Messenger RNA from Stylonychia lemnae, 2892 nucleotides. NCBI's taxonomy places the organism in Eukaryota, Ciliophora, Spirotrichea, Sporadotrichida, Oxytrichidae. The record is from the annotation of a GenBank genome assembly.
AUGAUAGACGAAAUAAUGAGAAGAUGGACAGAUUUAGGGAAGCCAUUGUUCAUGGUGCCAAAGGAUUUUAAAGAAAAGAUACUCUAGGGAAUGGACACAGAGAUCAAAUUCAAUUAUCUAGUAAUAUCAUUUAACAUUCAACUUUAUCAGAGAUGGUUGACUUAAGGACUUGAAAUAGACAUGUUUGAAAUACUAUCAGUGAUUAUUCUUUACUCAAGAUGUGACUUAGAAGACAAAUUUCAGUAGUCAAAAAUUUAUUCACAAGGGAGAGAUAAGUUCUCGAAAGUAGAGUAUUUGCGUAUAAUGUUGAUUCUUUCAAGAGAAGUAUCUUCUACUAUAGAUGAUUUGUCCCAUAAAUUUACGAAUUUCACCAAGCAGAUCAAGAAAUACAGAUUGCCUGAGUAUUUAGAAAGAGAUAAUCUAUUCCUAGGGAAAUAUAUUAUAAAAGAAGUCAUAUCCUAUAAUCAAAUAUAUGAGAAAAAUAUGAUGGGAUUAGAUACAGUUUUCAAUAGAGUAAUCAGGCAAAAAGACAGUGUGGGUGGAAACUCAUUAUAGCCCUCAGUACUUGCUACAAGAAGACAAAGUCAGGCCAAGAACGUUGAAUUAUUAGAGGGAAUCAAUAACAUUGCGAAUGUUUUCAACCCUAAGUUUAAGGAUGAUCUAGACUAGCCAAGAACUGAGACUUUGAACUGGAUGAGAUUUUAAACUCUAUUCAACUUGCAAUACUCCUUCAGAAUGAGAAGUAUUGCAAUGUUUGAGGCCACACCUAAGGAAUAUAUAUUUGACUUGUACAUCUUAGAUGACUCAAAAUUCGAUGAAUUUUAUCUCUUCAAGAACUUAUGGAGGGAGACUUUACUCCUAAACUAUUUAGGAACAACAAAAGAUCAAAGCAGAGCAAACAAAGUAGUAUCUUUCGGUUAGCUACCUAAUAAAAUCAUUUUCAGAGAGAUAGAAGAGAUUAGCUGCAUUACUCUGGAGGAAUACUUAAAAGCCAAAGAGCAAAGCGAUUAGAUGAAGGAAGAUGUAGAUAAAGAAUCAAACCAGAGUCCUGUAAUAGAUAAACUCACAAAUGGAUUCAAAAGAGAUGUUGAUUCCAAGAAUCUUAGCAAGCAUCAAGUCUUGUUUGAUGAAGAUUAAUACAUCUCGAAACAAACUCAGUUCAGCGAAGUAGAUGCUAUCAACAUAAUCCUUAAGUUAAUUGAUCUGAUUCAGAUAUUACAUCAGAGGAAUAUAGUUCAUACUAAUUUCAAUCCAAAUGAGAUAUACCUGAAGGAAAAAAACAUAGAUAAAAUGUUCUUUCUGAAUCUCUAUUAUUGCAGUUGGGAGACACUCAAUACCAUAGGCAUAUUCCUGCCAGAUGAUGGGGAUAAUCUAAGUUUAUAUGAUGCGAGAGUGAGGAAUAAAAACUAUAUAUCACCAGAGCAAAUUAAACUAGGCUAAGAGUUAGACUUGAUACUGAGUUCUAAAAAUGGCAAGUUAGAUGAGACUAACCCAGAGGUGAUUGAGUAUCAAUUGACUAACAGGAAUAAAAUAAAUAAGCAAUGUGAUGUGUACUCAGUUGGGGCAAUACUCUACAGAUUGCUUCUUUCUACCCCACCAAGUCUUUCGAUUUCAGAGUAUAUUCAAAAGAAGAGACUCAAUGAGAAGAGUCCAGACUCUAAUGUGUAUGAGGUGCCCUAUUUCUUCAAGGACUAUAUACUCUCUAACGAUAUGUGCUAUAUAUUGGUUAGACUCCUCCAUCAGAAUCCAAAGUAUCGAUUCGGCGACCUAGACCAAGUUAAAGAUGAGUUAUUUAGACUGCGUGAGAACAUAUAUUCAACUCCACCAAUGCUGAGAAAAAUCUUAGGCCAUCCAAUCCUACCUAAUGAGUCUUAUUAACAACACGCUUUACCUAAAGUGAUAGAAUUCAAAAAUUCUAGAAUGAAUGAAUUUUCUUUAAAGUACUUGGCCAAGUUUAUCUAUGAACAUAAUGUGGAAUCAAUUAGUAUUAACGGAGGUCCGAUGCCUUUAUACUAGUUGAAGAAUAACUCUCUGAUUGAACUUAAUCUGAGGGACUAGAACUUAUUUAGCGAAGACUUGUUCAUUUUAUCACAGAAUUCAAUAGGAUACAAAUAUGUUGAGGAAAGCAAAAUUAUUGAAAUGAAAAUGAAGCAUCAGGACAAACUCAAAGACUUUUCAUUUGAAUAGCUAUUCUAUGAUAGUUUAGGUAUAGAGCACUUAUGCAUUGCCCUGGAGCACACAAGCAGAUUGAAGAUGCUUGAUCUGUCUGAAAAUGAUUUAGGAAGCACGAAUUUCAGAAUACUAUUGAAGAUCUUCCACAAAAAUAAUGAGAUUGAGUUACUUAAUGUUGCAGAUUGCAAGAAUAAUCAUCAAUUGAGAUAUCUUUACUUCAGAAACUCAAAUAUCGGGGAUUAAGGAGCAGAGGCUGUGUCUGAACUGAUUAAGGAUCACAAGACUUUAAUUGAACUUGAGGUCUUUAACUGUGGAAUCUCAGCCAAAGGUGGCCACUCAAUAGGAGAUGCUCUCAAGACUAAUUUCUGUAUUGAAAAACUUAGCAUCGGUGAAAAUGAUCUAAAUAAGAGAGAUGUAGAGUAGAUUCAGUAGUCAGUGAUUUUCAACACUCAAUAUAACUAGAUGAAGGAAUCAAAUAAGAAAUUCGAGGGUUUUGCUCAUAAUCUUAUUGCAGAGUCAUUGAAGAGAUGGGCUAACCAAAGUAAUUUCGUGGCAGCCAAGUUGCAAGAGAGACUGUAGUGUCCUCUUGAUGAGUUAGAUUAGAAGAUUGCAGAUGUAAUGUUUGACGGUAAGGGCAAGAUGGACUUGAAGCCAGUUCCAACUAAGUACGAAUACUCUUCAGGAGAUGGCUAGAUUGAUUUCGCUCAAAAGUAAAAUUGA